Molecule: messenger RNA, 494 nt
Organism: Polyodon spathula (Mississippi paddlefish)
Lineage: Eukaryota; Metazoa; Chordata; Actinopteri; Acipenseriformes; Polyodontidae
Product: probable G-protein coupled receptor 148
Exons: 2
Coding region: 1-471 (156 amino acids)
Source: RefSeq, a predicted model, not a curated record
AUGUUCUUGAUCUGCCCUAUAGUGUGCUUUGUGGCCGUCUGGCUGGUCAUCCCACUGAUCCUACUUGCUAUCUUCUCAAACCCCAGGAUUCGUCAAGAGACCCGCUACCUGCUGCUUGCCAAUCUUUUGCUGUCGGAUUUAAUAUAUGUGUCUCUAUACACCCUGUGCACUUGCUUCAAUGCAGGGGCAAAGGGGACAUUUUUAAUCCAUUACAUCCUUUUAUUCCUGUCCUUCUGCCCCUUACUGUUGAUUGUGGUCGAAACAUUGCUGUACUCCCAUGACUUGAUGGAGAUAAGGACAGGUAUGUGGGUGACAUUAACUAACUGUAAUAUGUUAAUGAUCCUGCCCAAGGCUUUGACGCCCUACCUGUAUGGGUUCAGGUACAAAGAAAUAUCCAAACCACUCAAAGCUUUUUACAGGCUUAAAUGCCCAAGGCAAGCUGUGUCCCCGGUUACAGCAAAUCCAGAGUGAAGCUUAAAGGACUCACCUGUUGU